Molecule: messenger RNA, 747 nt
Organism: Olea europaea var. sylvestris
Lineage: Eukaryota; Viridiplantae; Streptophyta; Magnoliopsida; Lamiales; Oleaceae
Exons: 3
Coding region: 127-441 (104 amino acids)
Biological process (GO): positive regulation of stomatal complex development
Source: RefSeq, a predicted model, not a curated record
CUCUUUUGUUUGCUGCAUAUGUAGCCAGUCUAUCUUCUCAUGGUCCUCGUUCUUCCACUCUCUGCCUCUCUAUAUAUCAUCCCCUAUCCUUCCACCAUAUUCUUCUCCAACAAAAACUUAUAGAUAAUGGCCAAUAAUCUCAAAUAUUAUCUCUUCCUCCUCUACUUGUUUUCUGCAGCACACCUUAUCCAAGGUGCAAAAGGGUCCAGAAUUCAAAUGACAUUUCCUUAUAAUCAGAGAGCCGACCAUGUUUCAUCAUCUGGAGAAUUGAACUUGAAGGAUUUGCAUUCAAGAAGAUUAAUGAUUGGAUCGGUGGCACCAACGUGCACGUAUAAUGAAUGCAAAGGGUGCAAGUACAAGUGCAGAGCCGAGCAAGUUCCUGUCGAAGGGAACGACCCAAUGAACAGCCCAUACCACUACAAAUGCGUGUGUCAUGGGUGAUAUUUCAUGUAAACCAAGACACUUUUGGUACACAGUAUCGGACAAUACCUUAUAUUUUGGCUAUAAUAUGAUGUUUCAGUAUAAUACAGUCGAGUCGAUUUGAGUCGAGUACUCGAGUAGCUUACGUGAAUUAUGGUUCAUAUUAUGGGAAUAUGCUAGAGAAUUAAGUCUUCCUGUUUUCUACAAUAUUUUUGUCACUAAAACCAGUUAGAUUGUGUCAUUCUUGAUCCAGGAUGCCACUUGUUUGUAUGAAUUUUUGGAUUGAGUUAUUGCUUACUGUUUUGUUGGAAGCAGCUUUUUUGUGCA